This is a messenger RNA of Suillus plorans, 757 nucleotides long. RefSeq lists its product as uncharacterized. The coding region runs from base 142 to 552 and encodes 136 amino acids. NCBI's taxonomy places the organism in Eukaryota, Fungi, Basidiomycota, Agaricomycetes, Boletales, Suillaceae. The record is from RefSeq and is a predicted model, not a curated record. Gene Ontology annotation, molecular function: RNA binding. The transcript has 4 exons.
CAUGUCCCAAAGCAGCUAGGGGAGUCUGAAAAUAAGAGCGCCCCACUAUAAAAUCCAUCACCCAUUCUGUCUUUGUUAUCAACCCGUUUCUUUUGAACUCUGAUAGUUCAGGAAGGGCAUUACUCGUCAUCACACAAUAUCAUGGCGGCAAAAGUUUACGUUGGGAAUCUGAGUUGGAACACGACGGAUGACUCCUUGAGAUCGGCUUUCGGAGAUUUUGGCAAUGUUACUGAUGCCAUCGUGAUGAAGGACCGUGAAACUGGCCGCUCUCGUGGUUUUGGUUUCGUCACCUUCAACGGCACUGAAGAAGCUGAGGCAGCCAUCCAAGGAAUGAACGAACAAGAGCUUGACGGUCGCCGGCUUAGGGUUAACCUGGCCAAUGCUAGACCCAGUGGUGGGGGAGGAGGAGGCGGAGGCUACGGUGGAGGUGGAGGCGGCUACGGCGGCGGCGGCCACAGCGGCGGCUACGGUGGUGGCGGCCACAGCGGCGGCGGCGGAUACGGUGGCGGUGGAUACAGUGGUGGUGGCGGCGGUUACGGCGGAGGCUACUAAGCCCUCCAAUGGUUUUGUGUUUCAAGAUUGGUCGGUGUCGCAAUUCUGUAUGAUGUUCAAAGGUCGUGUUCAUCCUCGCCAAGCUACGAUAUUUCCGCAUGCAUUACAGUAUCUGUUUGAUCAUAACGCAACUUAAAUACUCGGUCGAAAUUUGUAUCAAAACAUGUGUUCUCGAGAUUCCUUUACAAAUUUAGUUUUGAACGUG